AUGCAGGAAGUUUUGGUGAGGCGAUUGAAUACCGAUGGUAAAACAUUGUACCAUUCGGAGAUCUUGAUGCUCCUCAUCGUCCGUCACGAUACUAUCAUUCUGCUGUAUGGGUAUUGCGCUCGUGGAGCAUAUCGAGUUGUUGUAUAUGACUUCGUCGCUUGCGGGACUUCAGAGCAGGGCCGGUCCGGCAUAUUUGGGGGCCCGGGGCGAGAAUUAUUCACGGUGAAGGAUGAUAUUUAUAGUUACGGCAUUCUAUCGUUGGAGUUGAUUAGUGGGAGUUUGACCAGACUUUUCAUUAUCGGAGAGAGACACAACUUCGACUGGGCAGAGGCCAGAUGCUUCAAGGAUAUAAUUGAUGAGAAGAUAAAUGCUCCAGAAGAUCAGUUGAGCGGACUUGUUGUUAUUUUGAAGAGUUGUAUCAGUGCUGAUCCUGACUAUCGGCCUAGCAUUCAUGGUGUAGCUAUUGUUAUGAGAAAUUUGAUAAGGAGAUCUACAAGUGACAAAAUUGAAGGAAAAAAAUUGCGUCAAGCUCCAUCGAUUGAAGUAUCGAAUUGA
Molecule: messenger RNA, 555 nt
Organism: Erythranthe guttata (spotted monkey flower)
Lineage: Eukaryota; Viridiplantae; Streptophyta; Magnoliopsida; Lamiales; Phrymaceae
Source: RefSeq, a predicted model, not a curated record